Messenger RNA from Camellia sinensis, 2602 nucleotides. Its product is annotated as protein CNGC15b. Gene Ontology annotation, molecular function: voltage-gated potassium channel activity. NCBI's taxonomy places the organism in Eukaryota, Viridiplantae, Streptophyta, Magnoliopsida, Ericales, Theaceae. The record is from RefSeq and is a predicted model, not a curated record. Gene Ontology annotation, biological process: potassium ion transport; transmembrane transport. Gene Ontology annotation, cellular component: membrane.
UGGAGUUGUGAGUUUCUAAACGAACACUUGGAAAUUUCUUAAUCAUUCCAAUCAUUAUUAUAUUCACUUCCCUCUUAGCACAUGAAGGGACUUUUGGGGGGUCAAAAAAAGCCGAAAGUGCAGCGAAAUUACCCGCUCUUUAUUAUAUUGGCUCCCUAAUUGCGUAACCAAACAAGUUAUGUAAUGUCCUGAAAUCCACAAUUCAAAAGAAUAAUCCAUAUGGUUUGACAUUCAACAAUUCUAGCUUUCCUUCUUCACCAGAACCAAGUCCACCGGUUGAAUCAGAUCACCGGACUUCCGGCCAACGCCAUGCCUUUUUGGAACUCAAGAUUCAAAAGGAUCCAAGAUGAGUUUGAAGUUGAGCUCAAAAAUCUCCCAACAACAACCAAGAAGGAUCAUCACACCACAUCCAAUUCCAAAAUCAAUGGAAACAACAGCAAAGGUAGAGUACUAUCAAGAGUCUUCUCUGAGGACUAUGAAAAGGCCAAGAAGCAAUACUCAGUAAUGGACCCCAGAGGUCGCGGGGCACGACAAUGGAACCGGGUUUUCUUGGCAGCGUGCUUAGCUUCUCUUGUUGUGGACCCUCUCUUCUUUUUCGUGCUCCAGAUCAGGCCGGAGGUCUGCGUGGAGACCGUGGUGCCCUUAGAAAUAGUCCUCACGGUUUUGAGAUCAGUGACGGAUUUGUUUUACACAGUCAAUAUUUUUGUGCACUUUCGGACAGCUUACGUUGCUCCUUCGUCACGCGUGUUUGGGAGAGGAGAGCUUAUCAUAGAUUCGUGGAAGAUCGCGGUGCAGUACCUCAACACAGGGUUUUGGAUUGAUCUCAUGGCAGCGCUGCCCAUUCCACAGGUAUUGAUUUGGGGAGUACUACCUAAUCUAAAAAGUCCAACAAUAUCAAACAUAAACACAGCCAUAAGGUUCAUAAUAUUAAUACAGUAUAUGCAAAGGCUAUUCAUGGCAUAUCCACUGUCAAUAAGAAUAUCAAAGGCCACAGGAAUUGUAACAGCAACAGCUUGGGUUGGGGCUGCCUAUAACCUCAUGUUCUACAUGUUGGCUAGCCACGUUGUGGGAACAUGUUGGUACCUUCUAUCAAUAGAGAGAGAAGAAGCAUGCUGGAGGAGCCUUUGUGACCAAUAUAACACCACAUGUAAUUACAACUUCUUCGACUGCAGCACCAUGGAUGACAGCAACAGGAAUUCUUGGAUCUUGUCUAGCAAUGUCACUACUCUUUGUAACCCUAGUAACCCCUAUUACACAUGGGGCAUCUAUGGUGAUGCUAUGAGGUUUGGCGUUACGUCCGGGCAUUUCUUUAACAAGUUCUUCUACUGUCUCUGGUUUGGCCUCAGGAAUCUCAGCUCAACAGGGCAGAAUCUGUCGACAAGCAUUGACAUUGGAGAGACUGUUUUUGCAUCCCUUGUUGCAACUAUUGGACUCAUUAUCCUUGCAUUGCUCAUUGGAAAUAUGCAGAUGUAUAUACAAUCGGCAACAGCUCGGUUAGAGGAGUGGAGGCUAAAGAGAGCUGAUACAGAGCAAUGGAUGCAUCACAGACAACUUCCCCAGGACCUAAGACACUGUGUCCGAAAGUAUGAUCAAUACAAGUGGGUAUCUACUCAGGGAGUUGAUGAAGAAUCUAUUCUCAAAGACCUUCCUACUGACCUUCGUCGACAAAUCAAACGCCACCUCUGUCUCAAUCUUGUUCGACGAGUACCAUUAUUUGAUCAAAUGGACGAUCGAAUGCUAGACUCCAUAUGCGAGAGGCUCAAGCCCACCCUAUGCACCAAAGGAACAUUCCUAGUCCGCGAGGGGGACCCCGUCAACGAAAUGCUCUUCAUAAUCCGGGGCCACCUCGACUCCUACACCACCAACGGUGGCCGAACUGGGUUUUUCAACUCCUCCCGGAUCGGUCCCGGUGCAUUUUGUGGCGAAGAAUUGCUGACAUGGGCCUUACACCCACAUCCGAGUGGCAUUCUACCAUCGUCCACUAGGACGGUGGUAGCUAUCUCGGAUGUCGAGGCAUUUGCACUUGGAUCGGAGGACUUGAAAUACGUGGCAUCGCAGUUUCGGCGGCUCCACAGCAAGCAGAUCAGGCACAAGUUCCGAUUUCACUCUCAUCAGUGGCGGACAUGGGCCGCGUGUUAUAUACAGGCCUCGUGGCAGCGGUAUAAGAAACGGAAGGAAAUGGCGGAGCUCCAUGAGAGCGAAUACGGGCCAAGGUCAUUCCGGGACAUGGAGAAUGUGUUGGUGCCCCAGACCGGGUCAGGGUUAGCGGUGUAUGCGGCAAGGUUGAUGAUGAAUAUUAGGAGUAAGCGGUACAGGUCGGAUUCAGGCAUUUUAAGUCCGCGGCCGAAGCCGGAUGAGCCUGAUUUUUCUUGAGAGGGGGUUUUAGAUAAGGGAAGAUUCAAUCCUUGAAAUGUGGCUUUGCAAUUGUAAUAUGAUAUAUGUAUACACACCUUCAUGAAUUGGCAUUAUUUGUAUAAAGUGUUUAAAAAAUUGAAUGUGUACUAGACCGAACUCAACCUGUUAAUGUAUAUGUGGUAUUCCUAAAUAUAUUAGGUAUUGAUUUCCUAGAUAUAUUUAGGAAUAGCCAUAGCUAGGUUUCUAA